CGGGGCUGUGCGCCGGGCCGUGAGCGCUCUGCGCAUGCGCAGUGAGGUAGGCCGCCGUUGCGCAGUUGUAACGAGGAGGAGGAGGAGGUGGGUCGGUGCUGCUGCUGGUGUUGUUAUUGUGAGUCGGAUGGAGUGAGUGCGCAUCGCACCGCUGUAUGGAGACGGGAACAUGGCUCCCUUCCCGGACGAGGUGGACGUGUUCACGGCGCCGCACUGGAGGAUGAAGCAGCUGGUCGGAGGAUACUGUGAGCAGGUACAUAGAGCGGGCCCCUCCCAGCCACACCGGGGGCAAUAACAGCUGUAUGUCAUUUACCCCCACCGGGGGCAAUAACAUCAGGUCUGACAGCUAUCUCUUACCCCCACCGGGGGCAAUAACAGCUGUACAUCCCUUACCCCCACCUGGGGCAAUAACAUCAGGUCUGUACAUCCCUUACCCCCACCUGGGGCAAUAACAUCAGGUCUGACAGCUAUCUCUUACCCCCACCUGGGGCAAUAACAUCAGGUCUGACAGCUAUCUCUUACCCCCACCUGGGGCAAUAACAUCAGGUCUGACAGCUAUCCCUUACCCCCACCUGGGGCAAUAACAUCAGGUCUGACAGCUAUCCCUUACCCCCACCUGGGGCAAUAACAUCAGGUCUGACAGCUAUCUCUUACCCCCACCUGGGGCAAUAACAUCAGGUCUGACAGCUAUCUCUUACCCCCACCUGGGGCAAUAACAGCUGUGUCAUUUACCCCCACCAGGGGCAAUAACAGCUGUACGUCCCUUACCCCCACCUGGGGCAAUAACAGCUGUAUGUCAUUUACCCCCACCAGGGGCAAUAACAGCUGUACGUCCCUUACCCCCACCUUUGGCAAUAACAGCUGUAUGUCAUUUACCCCCACCUGGGACAAUAACAUCAGGUCUGACAGCUAUCUCUUACCCCCACCUGGGACAAUAACAUCAGGUCUGACAGCUAUCUCUUACCCCCACCUGGGACAAUAACAUCAGGUCUGACAGCUAUCCCUUACCCCCACCUGGGGCAAUAACAGCUGUAUGUCAUUUACCCCCACCAGGGGCAAUAACAGCUGUACGUCCCUUACCCCCACCUUUGGCAAUAACAGCUGUAUGUCAUUUACCCCCACCUGGGACAAUAACAUCAGGUCUGACAGCUAUCUCUUACCCCCACCUGGGACAAUAACAUCAGGUCUGACAGCUAUCUCUUACCCCCACCUGGGGCAAUAACAUCAGGUCUGACAGCUAUCCCUUACCCCCACCUGGGGCAAUAACAUCAGGUCUGACAGCUAUCCCUUACCCCCACCUGGGGCAAUAACAUCAGGUCUGACAGCUAUCCCUUACCCCCACCUGGGGCAAUAACAUCAGGUCUGACAGCUAUCCCUUACCCCCACCUGGGGCAAUAACAUCAGGUCUGACAGCUAUCCCUUACCCCCACCUGGGGCAAUAACAUCAGGCCUGACAGCUAUCCCUUACCCCCACCUGGGGCAAUAACAUCAGGCCUGACAGCUAUCCCUUACCCUCACCUGGGGCAAUAACAUCAGGUCUGGCAGCUAUCUCUUACCCUCACCUGGGGCAAUAACAUCAGGUCUGACAGCUAUCUCUUACCCUCACCUGGGGCAAUAACAUCAGCUCUCACAACCAUCCCUGAACCUCAGCAGGGGUAAUAACAUCAACCAUUUCUUACCCUAACCAUGGGUAAUAACAUCAGGUCUGACAGCUAUCUCUUACCCUCAGCAGGGGUGAUAACAGGCAUCUCUUACCCUUGCCAUGGGUAAUAACAGGCAUCGCCUACCCUUACCAGGGGUACUAACAACAGGAGAUGAUGGACAUCUCUUGCCCUUACCAGUGGCUGUAACUGCUCCUCUGUCAGGUUUAUCCCAAUUUUUCAAGGGGUAAUAAGAUCAGCCCCUCUCACAAUUAGUUGCGGAACAGCCUCUUUUUGACAUAUUGCCUAAGUUAGUAAAAUCAAAGUCAUUGAUAUGUGGUUGGCAUUGGAAGGCUUAGUACGUCAGCUGACUUGCUUAGCCACUGGCUGUCCAAAUUUCUCAUAAAUUGAUAGUGUUAUUGCAGAACUUCCACACUAAUAAUACAGAGUAAGACGGAUUGGGACCCUAGUUUUUAUCAAAUCAGUUGCAGUUUGUCACAGAACAUGGGGUGCUAAUGCUUAGACUGCCUCUUUCAUAAGCAAUCAAAGGUGAUGGAAGCAUUAUGUGCAGUAUUUUAAAUCUACUUUGUUUACUUAUCGGAAUUCUAAAACCACAAUUAUUCCCAAUCAGAGCUGAAACAUGUUACAAAAUGCAGUAGUAGUGUUUUAUUUUGGCAAAUAAAUAUUAAGGCCUUUCCACUGCUUUUCAUUUUACCUAUUAUAGUGGCAGGGCUUUAAUCUUUAGAAAGGAUUGCUCUCAUGGAGGAGUUGACUGGCAGAUUCCAGGUAAUUGGUCUUAUGCUGUAGUGUUUUUGGUGAUUUGAGUGUUCUUUAACUUAAUUUGGCUUAUGAAAGGAAAUUAAUCAACUAGAUCCAAAUUGAUGUUAUCGAAGAGUUGUGCAAAGUAUGGAAUAUUGUAAACCACUACAUACUUUUAUGUACCAUUGAAUACUAUGUAACAAAAUAAGAAGACUUUUUUUUUUUUUUUUUUAUACAUCCAAACAUUGCAGAGGUAUACAUGAGGUAGCAGCUGACCUAAGAUACCAAACAGCUAUUCACUAAAGUGUGAAUUUCCAAUUAUAGGUCAAAGUAGCAUACUGAAAACAAGGUUAAAAGAACAUUAUAGGGUCAGGAAAACAAAUGUGUAUUCCUGACCCUAUAGUGUUAAAACCACCAUCUAGCCCUCCUUACCUUAAAGUGAAAUUUUACUUGCAUUCAAGUCUGCAGAUGCUGCCUCUGCCACGUACAUGUGCUCACAUCAUCAGAUGUGGUGGUCUGAGCCAAUCACAAUGCUUCUCCAUUGGAUUGGCUGAGACUGUCAAUGAGGCAGAGAAAAAAUAGAAAGUUCAGUGUCUCCAUGCAGAGGGCAGAGUAACUGAAUGUCAGGAACACUGCAGCACUGCCACAGGAAGCAUCUCUAGCAGCCAUCUGAGGAGUGGCCAGUGAAGUUAUCCCCAGGCUGUACUGUAAACACUGCAAUUUCUCUGAAAAGACAGUGUUUACUGCAAAAGGCUGAAGGGAAUGAUUCUACUCACCAGAACAAAUACAAUAAACUGUAGUAGUUCUGGUGACUAUUGAGUCCCUUUAACUUUCCAGUUUGGUUGUUUUGGUGUAAAAUUUUGAAUUUACUUUGCAUUUUCCAAAUUCACACAGUAUCUGAACUACUUACAUGAUGGUUAGCAUUUAUUCCAGUAAUGCAGCAUUUAUUUUGUGCAUGGGUUUGCAUGUCAUUUUGUGUUUUCAUUACUUAUUUAAGCAGAUACUCUGUGAGUUGAAGUUACCCUUUUUUUUGUAAUGCAUUACAUUGAUAAAAUUAAAAAAUUGUGUCAAAAAAAAUAGGUAACAAAGAUACUCUUGCUGCUUCUUCUGCUAAAUAAUUUCCAUUAGAAGCAGCCGGCAGGCCCUGUCUGUACAGGAAUAAGUUUCACAAUCAUCCUGAGCCUCUCAUUCCUCUCCGUGGCACGCACCUUGUAGCAUAAAUCUCCAUUCAAUAGCGGGUUAUGGGGCACAUUAUUCAAUCCCCAGUGUUGUUCCACUCAUUACCUAGGUGAGUGUAACUGCUCUGCCUAAUAGAAAUCGUACCACAUCUGAACUCUGUGGACCUAAGAAAUCAGCAUUGGUUUUUAGUGUUUUCGAAUGUUCUUUUAAAUAACCACUGCUGCUUGUGUCCUGGAAUUUGUAUAUUUCUAUAGAUGUUGUGAGUAAUUUGAGGAAUGCAUUUAACAAGCUGCAUAUAAAAGGGGUUAAAGAGUUUACUUUGCACAUAAAUUGCUUUAUUUUUAUUUUAUUUUUAUCCAUUAUUGGUAUUAUGUCAAGUAGUGAUUUGUCCUCUCUAGUGUAACACUGGAGAACUAUCUCCAUUUUAGAAGUCAGAGCUUUAUAUGUUACACAACAGAGCUGUGACGUUGAUGCAUGGUGUUAUGCAUCGUUUGCGUUACAUUAUAUGCUUGUAUAAGCUAGACACCCCUCCCUUUCUCUUCCAUUUCGUCUAAACUUAUGAUUUACCAGUUACGGUAAAAUACCGCUUAACUCUGUUCAAUGUUUGGCCUCUGUAACAGUGUGUUAUUAACAUACGUACAUCAUUGUACCUGCACGUAAUACCCUUCGCAAAAUGUUUUGGCACACUAUAAACUGUUAUAGAUGGGAAAAACGAGCAGGAUCACAAUAACAAGUUCUGAAAGCUGUGCGUGUCAUUGAAGGUAUGUGUGGCUAAAAUCAAUGUGGUGUGUGUGUGCACAUCUUCCAAUUACAACAUUAAAUACACACGUCACGUCUUGCACAAAUAUAUAAACUCCUACUAAUAUUAAUGGUGACAUGCAAUAUUAUGAUUACUUCGAUCAUUUCAUUGUAAUACAGACACUUGGAGCACACAUAACGGAAAGCCAUGGCCAAGCUGUUCUUGUAUUAUUGUAAUGUUGCAAGCAACCUCCUUUCACUGAAGUACAUAGUGUUGUAAAAUGUAACACAUUCCUGUUAACAUAAAAUUAAUUAAAACUUUUUAAAGUCACUUUUUUUUUCCUAAGGCAUACCCAAACCAGUAGGUGUAAGAAGCCUCAUGUAGCAUCUUAAAGUUUUUUGUUUUCUCUCCUCCAUAUCUAAAGCAUGAUUUUUGCUAAGAAAGAUCAACAUCGUUUGUAGCUGAGUACCAUCUUGCAGCUUCAUACUUCCUACCUGAAAAGAGAGACUAGGUAGCAGGUGACAUAAAGUUCCCUCAAGUUCACUGAUAUUGGAUGAUUCCUGCUGUUUACUGGUUCAAUAAACAUAAUUCCAUAAUGAACAGAACCUGUAGAUUUGUUGCAAAAUAGUAAGUGUGUAUAUUUUAUAAUUUUAGUGGGGCUGCUGAAUCAUUCUAUUUGUCAACGUAUUGGCCAAACAUUUUGAGACAUGACUCAAUAACCGCAAACCAUUUUAAUGUUGUGCAAGACAGUUUUGGGAAGAAUCUUAUAAAUUGAUGUUAUUUUAUUGAACAGAUUUUUUUUUUUUUUCCUUUCAUCCAAGUACCUCACUAAGCCAUUCUUUUUACCAGUACCUGUACUUGCAAACUUUAUUUUCAGAGAUUUAGCCAAACCAUAACUUUGUUAAAUUUAACAGCCGUUCAAUUGUUUCAGAAUAAAAGUGACAUUAAAUGAUCACUAUAGGGUCAGGAACACAAACAUGUAUUCCUGACCCUAUAGUGUUAAAACCACCAUCUAACCCCCUGAACCCCUCAUGCCUGCAUAAAUAUAGCAAAAUUUUAGUGUAUUCAAGCCUGAAGCCUAGCUCUGCAUGCUGUUUGACUCAGAAAAACAAGCAGUCUGCUGACAUCAUCAAAAGUGGUAGCCUGAUCCAAUCACAGUGUUUCCCCAUAGGAUUGGCUGAGGCUGACCAAGAGGCAGAUCAGGGGCAGAGCCAGCAUUCAGUGUCUGCAUGCAGAGGGAGGAGACACUGAAUGUUUGGAUGCAUUUUAGGCAGCCAUGACCCAGGAAGGAUCUCUAACAGCCAUCUGAGGAGUGGCCAGUGAAGUUAUCACUAGGCUGUAAUGUAAACACUGCAUUUUCUCUGAAAAGACAGUACUUACAGCAAAAAGCCUGAAGGUAAUGAUUCUACUCACCAGAACAAAUGCAAUAAGCUGUAGUUUAAGCUAUAUUUUAUUCAUGUUAAGUAAUAAAUUUAGAAAUACUUAUUAUUGCAUCCUGCACUUUUUCCGGUAAGGGGAAGUGUCACCCCAAUUUGACACUAAGCCUGCAAACUUAGAGCCAGUGCUUAAAAGGCUCUAAAAAAGGUGUGCACCCCUUUUUCUUCUUUUUUGUAUAUUAUCAAAAGAGGAUUUCCGUGGAUACUACACCUUGAGUCUCUUUUCUCACAUACAUACAUUGUGGAGUGGAGAGGAGUAAGAAUUUUGAAGAACUAAAGGGGUUAAGCUGUCUAGAAGUUUAGAGCCUAAUAUCUAAAAAGGCUCUAAUAAAUGUGAGUAGAUCUAACUCACACACAAUAAUAAUAUUCUGUAUAUAUACAAUACUGCACAAUUAUUCUCUAUAUUUCUUUUUUGCUUUUCAUGUACACCCCCUAAUAAGUCUAUUAAGAGGGGUAAGUUACAUGUGUAUGUACUCAAAUACCUAUCCUGUAUAGAUAUGUAUAGCGCUGCACUCCAAUUAGAGGCUUGGAAGGUGGAAACAUCAACCAGACCUCUAGUUAUCUUUUUCUUUGGUGUCUUUUACUUUAUGGUGGGGUAUUGGGAGUACCCACAGAGUGUUUACAACAGCUAAAAAUCAAAUUACUAUCACUGUAUAAUUUCCUAUAAGCGCCAACUACUACCACACCUAUUUGUGUUUACAUUCCCUUUAAAGUUUGUUGCAAAAUUGGAAGCGCUUUAAACUGGGGUUUUUUUUUGUUUUUGUUUUUUGGAUCAACAGCAGAAAACAGAUGAGAGGAGGGCUGAAUUUGAUGGACGCAAGUCUCUUGUAACUAUGUAAAGCUAGCGUUCAAGAUUGAUUAGUUUUAUGUAGAUAAGAGAGAAAAUCCUGGUACUGCCCGAGCUAUACUUCCCUACACUUAAAUGCUGUCUUACUUUCCACUAGUAUCAGACAGCUGAUGAGUCUGGUGGUAAGUGCAUACAAUAUUGACCUUGUUGGUUAACUUGGUGGUUGGCCUGGAAUCGUUUUCCCAAAGAACUUCUCUUGACACAUUGCAUUGUGUUUUGACUUGAAAUUAUAAAAGGGACCUCGUUAGCGACAACUUGAUUGACUCCAUUUCAAAAGUACCCUGCAUGCUUUUCACUAAAGAAUCGUGAAGGGCUGUGGUCAGGUUAAAAUUAUAUGUAUCUUAGAAAGGACAUUUUAGUUUAUCAAGUGAUAUAGAUAGAUAUUUGUUGUUUGUGUCAAUUGAGAGGCAGUUGAUUUGAUCUUUGUUUCAUUAACUAUCCACAGCAUAGUCAUCUGAGCAGUCAGGAAAGCCCUGUCUGAAGCAUUAUGCUGAUUUUGAAAUGACUCUGCAUGAAAAGAGUUGUGAUAUCAGAACAGUAAUUUCUCGCCCGCUGUACAAAUUGUACUUUUUUUCUAAAGACACCAAAAUAAUAAUUUUAUAUGUGCAUUAAGUUUAACAUGGGGUUAGAUCAGGAUCCUAAUUCAAAGGAUCACUGUAGUGUCAGGAAAACAAAGCGGUUUUCCUGACACUAUAGUGCCCUGAGGAUACCCCCACCCUCAGGGACUCCUCCUGUGGCGCUGAAGAGGUUAAAAAUGUUUACCUUAAUCCAGCGCCAUGACCUCUCCUCCCCCGCCAACAUCAGCGGAGCCGAAUGCACAUGCGCAGCAAGUGCUGCGCGCGCAUUCAAAGUGUCCAUAGGAAAGCAUUUCUCAAUAUUAAAAAUAAAAAAGCGAUCUCUAACCACUGCAGGGAGGCUGGGAAUACAAAAAAAAAAAAAGGGCACAUUAAAGUGUAUCUUUAAUGUGCCCUUAUUUUUAUUUUAUUUUUUGUAUUCCCAGCCUCCCUACAGUGGUUAGUGAUCGCUUUUUUUAUUUUUAAUAUUCCCUCUCUACCUCUGUUGUCCACACCACCAAUCUACGUCCUUUGCCUUACUGGCUCAGAGCUCAGAUUAAAUUACUGGCCAUGACUGCCAGUUCAGUGAGAUCCCUUUUCAAUGUUUGUUGAAUCUGUCUAUCACCCCUAGUAAAGGCCUGUUAUUGGAUGUUGGGUUGAUUUUUAUUUCCCUUUUUACAAUUAUUUUCAAAGGCUAAUGAUAUUGUUCCAGAAAUAACUGUUUUCUUAAAGGGGUACUCCAAUCACCAUGACCAUGUCAGUGACAUACAGUGGUCAUGCUGGUAGGAGUAUGAAUGUGCAGUGUUUCAGCUUGUAAUACUGCACAUACUGUGAGAUAUUUGCACUUGUGUGCUGGGGGCUAGUUUCACUCCAGCAUGCGUGACUUGUUCUGGGCUGCCAGUGUCAAUUCUGUGUACAUUUUUCGUGUAGAAUCCUGCUCCUUGUAAGCAGAGUGCAGCUUUUACCUCACACCUACCUCUGAUGCACUUUUGCCAACUUAAAAAACAAACAAAAAAAAACCUCUCUCGCCAAGAAGUAUGCAUGUACUCUGAGCCGGCAUUAGAUGGGCCUUCUCCACAGUGGGCAAUAGGAUAUAUUACUAUUCAUUACGUGUCCUAUCUGAACAUUAGAUUCAAUAUCAUGAUUACCCUGUUCCAAAUCCUGAUACUCAAAUGUUUCAUAUUGUAUUAAAUCAAACUGUAAGAUCGUUUGUUUUCAAAACAAACGAUCUUACAAACUUAUUAACAUCCAGUUAUGUAUUAAAUAAUUUGAAAUCUGAAGUCUGUGCUGAAUUCAAGCUUCUAUUAAAAACACUAAUUUAAAGUUACACUCUACUGUCCAAAUACCAAAUGAAUCAAAGCACUGUUUAGUAGAUAUGCUCCAAAUGACAGCAUGCAUGCUUUAAAUUGUGUAUUAUUUUUUUCAUUGGGGGUAUGUCUAAAAACCUUUUUUUGCAAAAACGUAAUUUCUCUUGUCUGCAGCUUUUGCAAAUUCUCCCCACCAACCUCACAUAGACUGUCUGUGGUUGUCCAAUCACAGACUUCCCAAUGCAAUUCAAUGAGAAGUCACUGCAAGACAGGUGAUCUCUGCAAUUGCUGCCUCUUGAGUUUAGCUCCACAGAACUAACCAAACCAGGAAUUUAAAAAAUUGAUUGAAAGUCGGGGGGUGUAACCAGGUGAAUUCAUGAAAGUGUCCAUUUCCAUUGAAAUCAGCACUUUAAGCAAAUUUGUGAGAGAUUAUUUGAUUAGUGGAUGCAGUGUGUGUGUGUGUGUGUGUUUGUGUGUGUGUGUGUAUAUAGUGAAUGAAUGCAGUGUGUGUUUGUGUAGUGUGUUUGUGUAGGUAUGUUAAGUGUGUAAAAUGGGGUUGUGGGGUUACAUUUUUUUAAUUUUCUUUUAAUAAAUCUAAAAAUGUUCAACUUUUUUUUUUUUUUUUUAGUCCUCCCUCUCGCUUCUUACCUGGCCAGGGAUUGGGGUAUGUGAUUCCCUGGUGGUCCGGUGGCAUGGACUGUGCAGAGGGGGCCCAGCACACUCUUACCUUCCCUUCAACUCCCCUGUCUAACUCUCGGCCGCGCGGACCGUUGCCGCGGUAACCCGUGGCAACGCUCUGAUGGCCGCAAGAGUUUGACAGGGGGCUGCUGGGAAGGUAAGUAAGAGUGUGCCGGACCCCUCAGGACUUCUGCGGGCCUCCUAGGACCCUGAUGGCGGCCCUGGUCUGCAAUAUCGGUAUCUUUAUUAGCCGAUACCGAUUUUGCUGAAAAUACAGAAUAUCGGCCAGACCGAUAAUCGGUCGAUUCCCUAUUGUCCUUAGUCCCUUGGCCAUGACAAUCCAUCCAUCAUUACACUUUUAGUCCUUUAAUGCUAAAGAAUCGCCAGGAACCAAUCCCCUCUGUGCUGUUUGUGUUAAUGAGGAAACAUUAGCCUGAGCAGUGAUGGAAGUCUUCGAUUGGCUGAGAGUUUCAGAUAACUACAUUCAGCCCUGUUUGAGAAGAACAGACCUGCUUCCCAUUACAGGUUAAAAGUCCCCAACACCUUAUUUCGGCUUUAUGGUGUGUAAUUCACCAUCACUCAUAGUUAAGUGUAAUGCAAUCUGACGUUUCAAUGAUAAAACGCGACAAUAAUUCAUCUUGUGAUGGCUGCUGGGUUUGGACAAACCUUGAUGGCAGAGCUCUGCCUUUUGUCAGCCUCUGGUUUUACCAUAAUACAAAACAGUCCCUUCUUUGCCAUAUAGUAUCUUUUGAUUGCAACACAUUCAGCAUCAGUAUUUCAUAAAAUUGUCAUUUUGAAUUGCUGAGACGUGACAGAGCCACUUUACAUGUAACAGGCUAGACCAGCUGCUCAUUAUUCCAGCAGUUUAUAUGCCCUUAUGCAAGCAGUAGCAAUUAUUCAUACAUGUAUGCACUUGGAAGAUAUAGCUUUUAUUACAAAUGGAACUUGAGUUUAAAAAACUUAGCUUGCCUAGGAUGAAUAUAUGCUGAUGUAAUAAUACAGUUUUAUAAUUGCUGAUUGGGUGUGUUUUAAAUAAGAGGAAUGCAGCUUCAGUUGUUUUUGCCCAGUUUAGCUGGCCUUGAGAAUCAUUUGCGGUUUGACAUGUCUGCACUAGAAACUCACCUGGCUCAAUUCAUAGGCAGCCAUUUGUCAAAACCUAUAUUCUCUGUGGCUGUCCAAUCACAGACUUCCCAGUGCAGCUCAAUGAGAAGUCUUUGCAAGGCAGGUGUUCUGAGCAAUUUUAGCCUCUUGAGUUUAGCCCCAUUGAGCUAACCAAACCUUUUGUCUGCUUGAAACCCAGCAGGCGCGUAACUAGGUUAAUUUAUAAAAGUGCAAAUUGCUAUUGAAAUCUGUUUUAAAUAUUUUUAUUGUAUUCAUAACAUGGAUGCAUGUAUCAAACUGUUUUGUCAAAUAACGAAGCAAGUGAUUGCCCGCGCAGGGGCUUAAGCAUCAAUUUAUAACGGUGGAAACAUUCGGUUGCCUGCGCAGAGGACCGUUUAGCGUGACAUUGUUGUUCACCUUUCGUUGCUAUGUGCCAUAUAUUCUUAUCCGUGGCAUCUAGUUGUUAGAUUCCUAGCAUAUUACAUUGCAAACGUAGUGUUAAAGUGGCGGGUCCGUGCCUGCGUGGAGGCCCGGUUAUAUUUGCAUGAACAGGUUCACAGGUUGUGGCCUUCGCAGAGGCUUUGUGUACCCGCCAGAUGUUGUAUAGCGUUUAAUACAGUAAAAUUUUUAGGCAUUUACCCUCUAGGCGUCUGUAUGUCGUUUUAGAGUAAGCAUAUAGAGUAGGGGGAACAGACUAUGUGUCAGCUCUAAUAACAGUGCGGUGUACAGGCAACCUCACUAACUUAUUACAUCCUAAACAUUGUGGUUGUAGUCAACAUUUUGUAUCUAGCUGGCGUCUUGUUGCCUUUGCGAGACCCGGUUGUGUGUUGCGUAACUGCAUUUAAAUAGUCGCUGUAUCAGUGUAUAUCUUGGGGAGAAGCGUAGUGGUUAGGUAUUGUCCGUGAGCGACACGGUAGUGCUUGAACAGGUCUGUAACGACCCUUAGGGUGUUUCUCUGUAUGUGUUUGCCUAUACCUAUAUUAGUGUAGGAUGUGGUCCCUCACUAUGUUGCAUGGAGCAAUGUAUCUUUUUGGGGUGGUCAGUUACUGUAGCCGCUGUAGUUAGUGUUGGCCCUUUAGCGUUGUUCACGUGAGUUGGGUCAGUCGUUGCGUCUCCUCCGUUGUGUGCAUGUUGCAUGUGUGAUGUGUGUUGCUUGGGUUACGUUCAGUGUUGUGUCGGCUAUGUCUUCCCCUCCUCUCCGGCUUAAAUGUCUAUCGACCUGUGUCUAUGUCGCGAGGUUAACAACUCUGUCAUGUCCUUACGUCAGAGUAUGAGUUCUCUGCUGUCGUAUUUGACGUCUCGUAUAUGUCCUGCAGUGGUGUCCGAUGAUGUGGAGCGGUCUGUUGGCGUGGUCUGCGUGUAUGUGAUUCGUGGUCUCUCGUGUCUGUGUCGUGCAUGUGUGAUCGUGUGUUACUUCGAGUGAUGUGUCUGACACCUUUGGCCCUCUGUCAUUGUGACUCCAUUGUCUGGUCUGUCACCUGAUUUUGCAGUCAUUCUAUGUCUUGUUCGUCCAGAGGUAAGGUGCGGCAAAGUAGUGGGUCUAGUGUGCGGCGUGUUAUCUGUCAUCUGUUCAUGUGAGGGCUGUAUACCUAGCCAUCCCUCGAGCGGUUGCGGCCUGGCCGGUGGUUAUGUGUGUGGCACGUGUAUGCCAUCAUGUCUGCGGGCGUCGUGGCUGUCUUAGUCAGCAGUGGCAGUCGCUGUGACGUCUGUGUGUGGGAUCGGGUCGGGUGGGCCAUGUGUCCUGUGUCCCGCCCCCUGUCCCCCGCCCGGCUCGUUGUGCCCCGUCGUCAUCUUUUCGCCUCCUGUGUCUCCCUAGGUCCCUUCCUCCUGCCACUAGUUACGGUGUGGUUAGAUGGUGCCGGAAGGAGUCUGAUGAGAUCAGUCUCAUCCAGUGGAACCAGCGUUUGGUAUAUCGGUCCCUGAGGUUCGGGGUUUCUGCUUUCAAGUCCUCGAAUGAUCUCGUGGCUUCCACCUCCUCUAUCCAUCUCUUUAUGGGAGGUGUGCUGGUCUGUUUCCAGAAGAUGGGGAUGGUCACCUUAGCUGCAUUCAGAAGUCGAGGGAUAGCCGAUCUCUUGUAUGUUUGUGUCGCCAUGGUGGUGUGGUGUAAGAGGAAGGCGGCUGGGGACUGUGGCAGGAGCUCCUCCGUGACCUCGUGUAUGAUUGUCCUAAUUCUGUCCCAGAACGGUCUGAUGCGAGUGCACGUCCACCAUAUAUGUAUAAACGUACCAGCUUCCUCCCCGCAUCUCCAGCAUGUGUCUUCGAGUUCCUGGUUUCUGGCGUGUAGCGCCGUUGGCGUCAGAUACCAUCUAGUAAAGAUCUUGUAAGAGUUUUCUUGGGAGCGUGCCGAGCUCGGAGUCUUUUGUAUUAGGGUAAUGCUCUUGUCCCAGUCCGCGUCUGUCAUAGGUUCCUCAAGGUCCUCCUCCCAUUUUCUGAUGCACGGGGGUGCUAGUAGAUAUCUGCUCGUGAUUAAGAUAGUGUAGAUUUGUGAGAUGGCACGAGGAGGUUCCCUGUCCUGCGUGCAUAGAAGUUCAAAUUGCGUUAAGUCUCUCAGUAGGGAAGGUUUUUGCGGGAUGGAUCUAGCAUAUUGAGUAAUUUGCGUUCUUGCUAGUGCGUGGGCAAAUGUGUGCGGCCUGUCUGGGUAUAAGUCUUCCAGUGGCCGGAUGUCAAAUGGUUGGUGGAGAACGUCUUUUAUGCGGGGUAUCGUAUUGCAUCUUGCUGGGCCCAGCGUUGGGCCGUAGUCUCCAGCCGGAAAAUCUGGGUUACCCUUCAGGGGUAGGAGCGGGCCUGGGUCCGUGGUGAGGUAUCGUUUCGUGCCUUGCCCAUGCCACACUUGCAUGGUCGCCGCCACGAAUGGGUUGGUGAUGCAUUUGCUUCUAUAUGCUGCCUUGGUGAUCCACGGUAGGGUUCUGAGGUCGCAGUUGGUUAUGUCAGCUUCUAGUUGUGGCCACUGCUUGGUGCCGCUGGCUAUCGACCAGCUGAUGACCCUGGUGAUGUGUGCUGCGUGGUAGUACUUUUCGAAGUCUGGGAGUGCUAAGCCCCCCCGGAGCUUGGGUAAGAUCAGUUGGGUGUGCGCUAUGCGUGGGGAUUUGCCCUUCCAAAUAAAGGUGCGGACCUCCGUCUUAAGUGUCGAGAAGAAUGUUCGUGGGACUUUUAUCGGCACCGUUUGAAAGCUAUUGAAAUCUGUACUUUUUGUAAGUUAUAAAAAGGGGACACACUCUUCACACAUUAAAGCAUUUCCGCAGGUAACAGUGCAUUAAGUGUCUGGAUUGUCCUUUGAAACAGUUACACUGUUAGGGGCAUGAUCUCAACACGCAAACAACUUCAUGAAGCUAAAGUUGUUUUGGUGCUUAGUGUCCCUUUAAGAAUAAUUAUGUGACUUUAAGCAAAGUAAAAUGAAGCAUCUAUGUUUUUGCAUGGCGUUACUGUUGUGCAUGUAGGAGUCCAUAGUACUGGAAAAUUAAUGUUACAUUUUGUGCAUUUCGGUGCUCUGGAGAAUAGUAAGACGUAAAUAUAGCAUGUUGUAGGAUUCAUAUUUCACUUUAAUAGCGUACUUCAAUUUAGAUUGCUAUGUUUGAUUCUAUAGACAUCGGAUUGUGUUACUUUACUAAACAGAUAAUAUUGACAGACCAAUAGUGAUGUCCCGAACGGUUCGCCGCGGACUCCAGUCAGCAGACACAUUCCAGCCAAUCAGCAGCAGACCCUCCCACCUCCUGGACAGCUCACCAAGAAUGCAGCUUCAAAAUGGAUGCUGUCCAGGAGGUGGGAGGGUCUGGGAGGAAGGGUCUGCUGCUGAUUGGCUGGAAUGUGUCUGCUGACUGGAGUCUGUGGCGAACCGUUCGGGACAUCACUACAGACCAACAAUUAGAUUGAUGAAACCAGCCUUAGAGAAAUAUUUGGUGUUGUGCUUUUGGGAAAGAAGAGAUAAUUUGACAGCAAAUGAAUGAAUCUGCUUCUUGUUUUAUACUGCUUCUAUCCAUGAUAAAUGGCAGAAAUAAUGUAAAAAAUUAUAUUAAAAUGAAGUAUUAUGUAGAUCAUUAAAAAAAGUCUGUGCUUUAUGUUUGAUCCUAUUGGUUACACAUCACAACUAUAGAGCUGGUGGGAUAUGGCUGUUUGGCUCCCCAGAGACAGGCUUAAAUAUCACCGGCAGUGUGUAAAAGCAAUGGUCUAGAUCUAGAAUAUAUAACUACUGUAUGCAAAUAUUUUUAUUUUAUUUUGUUUAACAGCUUUCCAAGACCAAUUUUUCCAACAACACGGAUUUUCGAGCAUUACUGCAGUCUCUGUAUGAAACAUUCAAAGAGUUCAAAAUGCAUGAGCAAAUUGAGAAUGAAUAUAUCAUCGGCUUGCUGCAGCAACGCAGCCAGACAGUGUACAAUGUGCAUUCGGACAAUAAGCUAUCGGAGAUGCUUGUCCUGUUUGAGAAAGGACUGAAGAAUAUAAAGGUAAGUGAUGUCAGGAUGGUUAACGUGCAUAAUUAGUUUUCAGUUGAGAUGAUGUAAUGAAAAAAGUUAAAGUACACAGUUUAAAUUUAUAAAAUUUCUCUUUAAUAAAAAUAUAAAAGUAAUUCUAAAUAAUAAAAGAAGGAUGUAAGGGAGUUUCUCUCUCUACUAUACAGUCAUUAUUUACUGCAGGCCCAUGUAUGUACAUAUUGUCUGUGAGUGCAGAUAGCGCUAUAACUUAAUGGAUUGUUGUGCUUCAAACUGACAACUGCUCAAAUACUUUCUAACCAGUGGGACAGUGAAUCGAGAUGGGAUCAGGUAAGUAACAUACUCCUUUUGGAUCUACUUGUGGGAGAGGUUCUAUAAAUAAGAUAGAGGUCUCAGUAGAAAGCGUUAUUGUGACUGUGGUGGAUUGCCUGCCAUUGAAUCUAUAAGGCAGCAGGUAAACCACAUCUGCUGUAAAAAAAAAUAAAAAAAAAAAAUUGUAAGGAUCCACCACAUUUAAUAUUGAUUGAAAAUAUAUAGACUUUUAUCAUUAAAUGGUUUUCCAUGAUACAGAGGGCAGGUUAGAAAAGAGAAAAAUUGCAGAUAACUCCUUACGCAUUUUUAGCAGUAAUGUCUUUUGUUCUAGUCCUAUGUUGGCUGAAUAGAAAAUGUUGUUCUUAAAGGGACACUAUAGGCACCCAGACCACUUUAGCGCAUUGAAGUGGUCUGGGAGCAGUGUCCUAUCACAUUUAACCCUGAGCAUGUAACUAUUGCAGUUUGUUAUAAAGUGCAAUAAUUACCUGCUAGGGUUAACUCCUCCUCUACUUGCUGUCUACUAGACAACCACUAGAGGGACUUCCAGGUGCUUAGGCAACUUUCGGUCACCUAAAUGAUGCUGGACGUCCUCACGCUUGAAUAAUGCUUUCCUAUGGAGAAAUCCUAAUGUGAGCGCAUGCCUAUUAGAGCUCCACAGCCAGCUGACAAAAAGAGUUUGUGUUCCUGGCGCUUUAGUCUCACUUUAAACAUCUACGGCUGGAGUGUUAUUUUUUUUGUAACUUUACUUAUUCCAAUUAAGAGCAUGUCCACUUGGUCUUGUCUUAUAAAAGUGAACAUUUUUAAGGCUAGGAUAGCUGGAAGGGCUUCCUCAUUCACUUUGAGUGCUUGCUCAAAGGGCUUCUAAUACAGAAGUAUUGGUUUCAGUGCUUGCAGAUCAUGAUAAUUACUGUACAUGACUCUUGUCUUUUGGGAUGCAACUUCUCUAAUAUUGUACCUGAACAUUAACAACAUACUUUCUACUUUAAAAACAUUACUGUACUUCUUUAUUUCCAGAAUGAGUAUGAGCAACUGAACUAUGCUCAGCAGCUGAAGGAGAGGCUGGAAGCUUUCACCAGUGAUUUCCUUCCCCACAUGAAGGAAGAGGAAGAGGUUUGUGAUAAAGUGGAAUAAUUAAUUAAACACGAUGUGGGUGCUGUAGGUCUUUAUACUAUAAUUAAUUUCCGCUUUGUAAUAUUUCUUAAUCAGAGUGCAUACAAGGGCAAACCUUCUAAUAAUUAUAAUAAUCUGCUACUUUGCAUUUUGUGAAUUAAUUCACUACUGUAAACAUGGUUCCUCAUUUCAAAGGACUGACAGUACAUUCUUGGUAUAAUUUGCCUUUUUCCUGGUAUUGGUAGUCAGUAUUGCACUAGAUUUUAUUUUCCUUCUUUUAUCCUCUUUUUAAUCUUUAGCUGUCUGUCCAGCAACUCUGAUAUUGAAAAGGGGACAAACAGCAUUUCAGUUUUCUGUCCGUGUAUUUGUAUUUACCCGUAGUAAUAACUUGCUAUUUCAACAUAGCUUUAUUUUCACAAUCUGUUAGCUGCUAAGCCAUGGACAGCUUACAUACUCCUCAUUGUUGCAGUUACUUGAUUCAUACAUUGGGAUUUGACUACAUAAAUAUAAACGUGUGUGUGUAUAACCCUCAUAAAUAUAGAAGUAAAAUUCUGUUUCCUUAAUUCUUAAACGAUUUGGACAGCUGUGGAUUAGUCGUUUGCGUGUGCUUUCUCUCAGGUUUUUCAGCCUAUGUUGAUGGAAUAUUUCACUUACGAUGAGCUGAAAGAUAUAAAAAAGAAAGUGAUUGCACAGCACUGCUCCCAGAAGGACACAGCCGAACGUAUUAGAGGCCUGAGCAUUUGGAACCAAGCUGAAGAGCUUCAAAAAGUGUUCAAAUAUUCAGUAGAUGAAAAGGCAGAGCAAGGUGAGACAUUUCAACCAUAUGUAAGGACAUUUAAGUCGAGCUUGCUUUCUAUAUCUUCUGUAGCAUGCAGUUCCUAAAAGUACUACAAACCGAGCAUUUUACAUAAUUUCUCCCUUUGCAGUUCUAAUGAUUUGGGAUUGCAAGAGUUUUGCUAAUUUACCAAUACUUCUGCAUACAGGAUUAUCUCCUUUAAUAUAUUCACUGUCUUUCAAUGUUUGAGAUAGCUAAUAUGUAGAACUACUGCUUCCAUGAGAAUACUAGCAAACCAUCAUGGAAGUUCUAGUUUGCUAGAUGGUGCCUUCUAAGUCCUGGACGAUCAACAUGUAUGAGUGUAGAUUAAUUUUUACAUGUGGCUUUAUUAUUUAAAGUGUUUUUAAACCCUUUAAUAAAGUUUAUUCACUAAACUCGGACUUGUGAGAAAUUGGCAGGGAAACUGCAAAAUCUAAGCCAAAUUACUCAAAAUCUCUAACAUGCCCUUUAUUUUUCAAUCAUCUACAAUUGCCAAUGUAUAGAACAGGCUCUAUCUAGUGUGUGUUGCAAUGUUAAAGGAAGUUUGUACUAUUUAGGAUUAUUGUUUAAAUGACUCUCUCAAGUGGCUUUGCUUCAAUAAUUCAUAUUACUUGAAGUAGGAGACUGACAUCGCUCUAAUUCUUUGUCUCUGAGUUUCAAAUGGGAAUUUUUGCGCAUUUCACAUAUUGUUACCUGUAUUCCUGACACUAUGGCGCCCCUAUCCUCCCUAUUUAAAUAAUAUUUUGCGUGUGUGUUUGUGUGUGUGUGUAUAUAUGUGUGUGUGUGUGUGUGUGUGUGUGUAUAUAUAUAUAUAUAUAUAUAUAUAUAUCAUUUAUUUAUUAUACACACACACUUUUAACCCCACUUUGUUAGUCUUUUGUUAUUAUUUUGUUGAUAUUUACCUUAAUUUUUUUUAGUUCUACAUAAGAUAAAGUUAGGGACUGCUUUUUCACAUGGAGGGAGUGAUAGUUUUGGCAGAGAUUAAGCAAAGUUCCAUUUCAGUUAGUAAACUUAUUUACUCACAAUUUAUCUGUCCAAAGAAGCUAACAAAAGGUCAAACUGCCAACAUAAUGAACAGAGCACAGCAAAAUGCAGACACCCAGGUCUGGUGCAAGGAAACGAAUAUAAAUGCAAAUAACGAAAAGGCGCAUGCUGAAAUUAUAAUCAUUAAGAUGCAAAGAGAGAAAGGAAAAACAGAAUGGGGGAAAUGACAGUGCAACUUUAAACACAUAUUCUAUUCAAUAUUUGUAUUUUAUUCUAAUAGCUGCAUUAAUGUAUUCUUUAUACAGAAACAAAGAUUCAGCCAAGCACUACUUCAAUUUCCCAUCUUCCUCCAGAGGUAAUGCUAAACAUUUUUAGCUACCUUAACCCGCAGGAACUGUGUCGCUGUAUUCAAGUAAACACUAAAUGGGCACAGCUGGCAAAAACUGGAUCUCUUUGGAAGCAUCUCUACCCAGUUCUGUGGGCGCGAGGUGAGUCAUUCUCUUUGGGUGUUUUUCCAAAGCCAAUACAACAGAACAAGAACUUAAUAAUAACUCUAAACCAACUUCUGUUAAGAUCCUUUUUUUUAUUUUAUUGAUUCAUAUAAUCUUUACUUCUGUCCUUAUUCCAUCUAAUAUAGGUUUUCAAAGGGUAUUGCUUUGUGUUUGCAAAUAAAUUAUUUUUUGUAAUAUGAUUAUAUUAUAUUAUUCAAGCGGGGACGGUCCAUUUUGCAUCUCUCCUGAUAUUCAGGUACGUAAAAGAUAUAACCUAGAAUUGUACUUCUUUUUACAUACCUUUCUCUUUUGAGCUACCACCAUAUAAAAAUUGGAGGGGGGGGGGUUUAAAGUUUAAAAUAUCUUAUAUAGGACUCACUUUAGCAUUCUAUGUAUUUGUUUGUCUAAUGCUUAUUGUAUUCUUUUUAUAUUUAUAGCCUUAAUGUUUUUCAUUGAGUGAUCUGUUUGUUUGUUAAGGGAAACUGUAGUCAGCAGAACAAAUACAGCUUAAUGUAGUGGUUCUUGUGUCUAUUUCCUGUCCCUGUAAGCUGUUCAUUGUAAACAGAGAAAAGAUUGUGUUUACAAUGCUGCCUAGUAACACACCUCUAGUGACAAUCAAUCGGACGAUCUCUAGAAGUGCUCACUAUCUUAGUGUGGCACACAGUGUAGCAUCUCCAUUCAGUGUCUCCACACUCUGCAUUGAGACGCGGAAUGCUCCCCUUAGAGAUGCAUUGCUUCGUGUGCUAUAGUCUCCCAAUGCUUUCCUAUGAGAAUUUGAAUGGCUGAGGUCAUCAACAUUGAUGAUCUCAGCCAUGGAGGCAGGCCACUCACGGCAAGGGAGAAAGGGUAAGUUAAAAAUAUCUUUUCACUGCCAUCGGGGGGGCUGGUGACCUAAACAGCCACUUCAGGACUCCUUUAAGGAGACUGUAGAGUCACUGAAGUUAAAUUGUGAUAAUCGAUUGCCGCUCACCUGCCCUUGUUUCAAUUUUGGAAAUGUAAUGAUUUGUUUCUAUUGCUAUGCUUAUUUUAUUUUGUACAAAUGUUUAUUUAAUAGGCAACUGGUACAAUGGACCACCUACACACCUUGACACAGAACCAGACGAUGAAUGGAUUUCAAGAAGAAAAGAUGAGAGUCUCGCCUAUCAGGAAUAUGAUGAAGAUGCAGAUGUAGAUGAAUCCGGUAAGCAGUAUUUCCACUUGCAUAAAUGCUGCUUUAUAUCUUUGAGUUUGUUUUUAGAACAUAACACACACACACUCCAUAAGGUGUUUUGUGUUUGUAUCUUUUCCUCUUCCAGAAGAGACAGAUGAGGAUAAUUCCCACAUUAAUGUGGCACAGCAAGAAAAAGAAUUACUCCAUGGUUUGAUACAUAACAUUCUUCCAAGUGUUGGACGUUCUGUGAAAACCCUUGUUCUUGCCUAUAGCUCUGCUGUCAGCAGCAAAAUGGUGAGUAUGCUAGCAGUUAUAACUGUGAUGUAGAAAGUUCAUAUAUGCCCAUACAUGUUAAUUUAUUAACAUCUAUGUUUUACAGAUUCGUCAGAUACUUGAGUUCUGUCCUAACUUGGAACAUGUGGAUCUUACUCAGACUGAUAUCUCAGAUUCUGCAUUUGAUGGGUUAGUUAAAAUGCAUUAGCAGUGGAAUACAUGGUUAUUAAGCUUACUUGAGAAUAAUGUUGGGAAAACCACAAAGAAAAGGGAGUGCGGUCACUCUAGUGCUAAAACAGUAUAGAUACAAUUCACCUAGUGCAGCAAACGUGUAGAAGGCUGCUAUGGUUUAUCAGCCGCAAAGUGUAACAACAAAAAUAGGAGGUAACAAUGCACAGCUUAGUAGAUUAGGCCAACUCGUGGAACCACACUUUUAUUUGAAGAGCAUACGGAAGACAAACCUCUGGACCCCUAUCCCUUCCUCAGUGUGUGUGUUUUGCACUAGCUGGAGUGCUUUUUUCAUUUUACAUGAACUGCAGAUUUAAAUUUAAAUUGGCACAUUUAGAAAUUAACUUUGUUACACCUUUUUUUUCGUCAAUCUGGCAACCAGUUCUGUUACUUUUUGUAGUUUAGCUCAGUGAAGCUUAACUGAAGAGACGAGCACCUCCCCUACAAAGACUUAAGAAUAAGCUGCAUUGAGACAUCUACAUUGCACAGCCAGGGCGGGGAAGGGGGGCUUGCAAAGUUUUUAGAUAUAUUAACAUUAUUAAAUGCAUGCAUGUUUUUUUUAUAGGGGUGUAUCUACUAAAUGCUGUUGAUUGAUUAAAAAAAAAAAAAGUGGAGGUUCCCUUAAAUGUUUUACAACCAACAGCAUGUCUUCUGAUGCUGCAUUUGCUUAGAUUGGUGUCAGGUGAUGUCCUGGUAAUCUUGCACGGUAAAGUUGAUAUUAAUUUAAUCUUUGUAAUCUCUUUCAGAUGGUCAUUGGGUAAUUGCCAGAAUCUCCGCCAUUUCGACUUGUCUGGUUGUGACAAAAUCACUGAUCUGACUUUAGAAAGACUGUCCUUAGCACUUGGUGUGCUAUCAUCUCACAGGAAAAACAUGCUAAAAUGUUGCCUGAAUCACAAAAAUGUGAAAACAUCCUGGGGAAGCAAAGACAUUGCGAAUAGCAUUCAGUGCAGCAUGUCCUAUAUGACAGGCGAAAGUGGAAUAUAUUCUGUAAAUCUAUGGCCAGACCCUGACAAAUCAGAAUCCUAUGCACCUUCAAAUAUUUGGAUUCUAGAUUCGGACAAUCUUGCAGAUAUUGAAGAUGCAGCUGAUUGGAAAUAUAAAAAUACAGAAGGACUGUGUGUUUGGAAUAUGUCAUCCAACCUAAAUUGUUAUAACGGCGGUUGCUGCAGCAGCAAGCCAGUGCUUGGAGUAAGGACUAGUGUCAGUUGGCAGCAGCAUUGCAGGUCUGCAGGGAUAACAUUCUGUGGCCAUUCACUCUGUUCCCCUGGAGGGAAACUAAGGACUAAACAGGCACUCCCAGGAUCCUCUGGACUGUGCAAAAAUGGAAAAAAGACCCCACAGUCAGAGAUUACAGACUUUUGCUCUGGAAGUGCAAAUUCGGAACAGACUGCACGAGGUUUGCAAUACCUCAGCCUUUCGGGAUGUCACCAGAUAACAGAUGUUGGAUUACGGUGGGUAUCCCAAAAGUACAGAAGUGUAAUAAUCCAUCUGAGAUAGAUAUAUAGAUACACAGACACAGGAUGUGUGUAUACUGUACAUAUUCACCCCUGCAAAUCUAAUACAUUAGUGCAUGACAACAAGACUCAGAGCAAAGCCGCAAAUAGACCAUAAUUAAAAGGGACAGUCCAGGAUGUAAGGUAAAUUGUAAAUUAUGCAUUAAAUUAAAAUAAAAUCUAUUUCAACACAAUAGCUAACAUUUUACUGUACUUUAACCCCUUAAGGACAUGUGACAUGUCACGAUUCCCUUUUUGUUCCAGAAGUUUGGCCCUCAAGGGGUUAAAGCUCAUUGAUUUGUGCAACUCCCUAUACAUUACAUCAUCAUAAACUUUGUCCUUUCCAUGAAGAAGCUUUGCUAGUCAGGAGCCUCUUCUUUUCUCUUGAGUCUGAACAAACACAGCACUUGUAAGGUUUAAUAAGUGCGUGGGGCUGACAAUAUUUCUGUGCACAACCUAAUUUCUGCUCAGAGCACUGACUUUGAUUUGUAGUGCAGUUAACUCAUUUUUUAUUUAGGUAAUCUGAAAUACAACUCCCAGAAAUCUUUGCUGGGUUUGCUGAUGAGGUUAGGAUUGAGGGACAGAAUGGGAGCAAUACACAUGCACAGUAACCAGCAAGAAUGUAUUUUAGAAAGAGAAUGAGGUCAGAAGACAUUGGUUGUUGUACAGAAAGGCGUAAAACAGUUAACUCUUUUGCAAGAACCAAGUAUAAAAUUGAGCUUAAACAGCUAAUUAUUUAGGAUGCAAUCUACAUAAUGCAUAAUGGUUUGGCUCUUUAGCUGUAACUACAUUUCUCAUAAUGAUGGAAAAACUAUUUUUAGAAGAAUCCUGGGUUUUUCACCCUCAAGUUGUUAUUGGAGAUACUUCGUAUCGGUAUUUCCUAAAGUGUUGCCUGUUGCUUAGGUGUCUUUUUACAAUUUAACAUAAGGCGGCUCUAUCACCUUCAUAUUUUACAAAGAUGCCCAAUGGUGACUGCUUUGCUGGGUGUCCAGUGGCCAUGGGGUGAAGGGAAAGGUUAGUUUUUCUUACCUGAACUUGUCCAUUAUGUCCACUGCCAUGGUCUUCCAUGGAGUCCAGCGCUGCGGUCUGUGGAGGUUAUCACGGGCUCCUUCCCUCCCCCAUCCUCUCUGCCAUUCCAAUCCCACCCUUGCUCCCCAACCCUUCCAUUUUUGUCACUGAUAAGAUUUUAAAUCUGUUAAGCUCGCCUUUACUGCAUCAUUACUGGCAACUUGUUAUCAAAGUGUUUCUUAGAAAAGCAGUGUGAUUCACUAACAGUGCUUCUCAUGAAGACAUAUUAAAACUACUGUUUCUUUAAGAGAAGCAUUCGCUUCCUCUUUUGAACUAUAGUUCAAAGCGAAUGAGGCAGGAACCCCACCCAGCUGCUUAACAGCCAAGAGGUGUUGCAAAGAAGAUUUAUAAAAAGAAGUCUGAACAUAUAUAAAGCAAGCUGUCAAGGAACAUGUGAUUAAGUGUUUUAGGGGACAGGCCUGUCCAUUUUUUUUUAAUUAUUAUUAUUUAUUUUUAUUUUUUUAAAGUCCACAGUUCAGAUCUGGGUUUUUUUUUUUUAUGUGGGGAUUUUUCAGUUUUUACACACUGGGUCCAAUCCACAGCAUUUUCUAGUAAUAUAUAAUAUUCUGUAUGAUAAACGGGGUCCAAGCCAACCAGUAUGUUUUACUACAAUGUGUGCACUUUAGGGGGUUGUACUUUAUGGAGACAAUAUAUAGGAUCCAUUUGAUUUUUCUCCUGUUGCAUACAAUAGUGAUUGUUUGUGAAGCAAUUGACAGGUGUUUUUUUUUUCUGUAUCUUAUGAUUAAAGGAUGUUAACGUUAUGGGGCGGAUUACCGUAUCUGGAACACCUAAAUCUCUCUGGGUGUCUAAUGGUGACUGGAUCUGGCCUGCAGGAUUUGGUUUCAGCAUGCCCUGCUCUUAACGAUGAGCACUUCUACUACUGUGACAACAUUAAUGGUAAUGUUUGCUUAGUUACAUUUUCUUGUUAUGUGAUAUAUAGGAAGAUGGUAGUGAGCAAUGAAAUAAUUGUUUCUUUUUGGGUUAUUUGCAUAUUGAAUGGAAUGAAGUGUAUGUAAAAGUGUUGCUUGCGUACCUUGCAAAAAUUAUAAUUCUCUUUUUGCCAACAUUCUUCAUCACUUUCUUCAGCAGUCUUGGCUCCCUUGCAGGAGGCUGUAUCUCUUUAAAACUCUUGUGAAACAUUUUUUAAUAGCAGUGAAUGGUGCAACACACACAAUGCACCUGUUGUGUGUGGCAUUUCAUUUACUUGUUCAUCUUACUUUUGUGCCGUUCUUGAGAAAUGGCAGUAUUUACAAUUGAAACUACGCCUCUAGUGAUUCUUUAUGAAAACCUUGCACAGCAUGAUGCCACUAAAUGCUAUUCUCUAUGAGAAUAUUUGUUUGGCAAUACUGGCAACUUGCUGUAGGUUCUCCAUGCUAUUUGUGUUUGUCAUCACCAUUGGUGGCCUCAGAAAAGGCAGAGCGUCUGCAGUGAGGCGAUCAUACCAGCGCUGAAUUGCAAGUUAGGUAUUUUUUAUUUCAGGACAAAAAUACAUAUCUAACUUUUGAAAAAAAAAUUAUAUAUAUUUAAAAUUAGAUUGUUUCUUCAAAGGGCACUUUUGAGUAUUUCAUAGAUAUUUUUUUUUUAUUUUUUUAUUUAUUUUUUAAUAUAUAAAACACUCAUAUUGCAUAGAAAGAACUUUUGGAAUGAAAGGGCAUCUUCUUGCACAUACCACUAAAAGUUCUGUAGAGGGAUCCAUAGGCCUUUGUUUUGUACUCGGGUACAUGCUUGAGUACAAUACUGAUGCAGUCUCCUGGAGGAUGAUGUGGCUCCUAUGAGAGCUUCAGGUUUGUCUCAUUUUAAGCUUCUUCCAUAGACAUCCCCCAGAAAUCAAUGCACAAUAUGGUUCUCAAAACUGAGGUAUAAGAAAAUGUAAUUAAAUUGAAUCCAUAAGGUGACACUAAUUUGUCUAGCACAAUGUAUACAUCACUUUGUUAUUUUCCUGUUUUAAAGGGACACUAUAGUCCACAGAACCACUACAUCUUAAUGUUGUGGUUCUGGUGCCUAUUGCCUGUCUCUGCAGGCUCAGCAAUGUAAAUGCUGCUUUUUCAUGGAAAAGGCAAUGUUUACAUUGCUGCCCAAUAACACCUCUAGUGGCAGUCACCCAGACCCAGACUGCACACAAUGUAGCGCCUACAUUCUCACCCCGUAGAGAUUAAUUCAUUCACUGCAUCUCUGUGUGAAUGGUGCAGCAUGGUGUUUUGCCGUGCAUGCGCAAUAGCCUCCCAAUGCUUUCCUAUAGGAAAGCAUUGGAUUGGCUGAGAUUGUUAAUAUUGAUUAUCUCUGCUGUGGAGGUGGGGCUAGUCACGUCGAGACCGGGUCGGCGAUAGAGAAAAGAUAAGUAAAUAUCACCUUUUCAUUGAGGGGGGCACGGCUAUGUAAACAUUGAUCAGGUAACUAUAGUGUUCCUUUUAAAAGUAAACAAGUAAGUGUAACAUUUGCGUAGUUGCAUCUGCAACAUUUUAUGUUUUCAUUUUAAUAUAAUAUUUUGGGAAUUUGAAAACCAUGUAAACUUUACAAAGAGGAGAUUGAUAAUUCUGUAAUUACACCAUCCAUCACCAGUUUCAGCCCAUGAUUAUUUUUAGAGGAAUAAAUCUUUUGUGUUUUUGUCUGACCUACCCCACCUGCUUUCAUAAUUGUAAUCGAAUAUGGAAUUUUUCAAAGUUUUGCAAGUGUCCCAAUAAAAGAUUAGCACAUAUGCCCACAGGUAGUUUUUGGUGAUGAUAACAUUUGAAUUUAAACAUUUGGUGCUUUUAUCUUUUUGGUUUAAUACACGAUCAGAAUUGCCUUUAGCCUUUCAGUAUGCAACCUGCUGAUACACUACAAAUCCCAUGAUACUUAAAGAAAAUAUACAUACUGGAAGGUGGGCUGUGAAUCAUGGUAAAUUGUUUACCUUUAUGCUAGACACUGGAGCAUACAAUUAUCAGAACUCCAGAUGGAUAAGUAGAGCAAUAAAUCUUUAGUCAGAGCAUACUGUGUUUUUGGCACAUGCUUAUGGGAAUUGCAGACUGAUGAGAACUGUUUUUCAAUACCCUACCACCUGUGCUGUCAAACAUCAUUGCACAAAUGUUUUGGCUUGGGAAUGGGCACAUUAAAAAUGAAUGGUACAAUUUUUCUGUCCCAUCAUAUCUUAUCUUCCCCCCCACCCUAUCAACCUCCAUAAUCACUUGUUUUCAAGGCCCCUCCUUAGUAUGUAAACUGCAAUGAAAAGAAAGCCUCCUUAGUAUUUAAACUGCAAUGAAAAGAAAGACUGGUUUAAUUGGAAGAUUGAUAGCACUCUUUCAAUAAACCUCUCUUCUCUUCUUUUCAUUGUUUAUAUUUUAAUUUACUUCUCUCCCUUUUGUUAUGCCAUCUUCCUUUCUGAUUAAAUAAUUUAUCAAUUUCCCUCCCUAUUUUCUAUUGUUUUGAUUCUCCUCAUUGCUGAAUGAUUGACAGAUGUAUAGUGGAGAAGGAUCAUGUUCAUAUAUGUAGAUGGCCAAUGACCCUCAUAAAUGACUGUGUGUGAGGCAUGCAGGUUGUUCUUGCAGCCUUUGAAGUACCCCUUUCAUUGUGUCUGUAGGUUGAGAGCUGGUAGCGGUCAUGAAGAUUUCCACCUUCUCUGCAGAGCUUUAAACUGCUAGUUCCCCUCUCAGUGGUUUCAUCCACACAGUGGUACGGAUAAUUAUACACUCCACAGUAAGGGAGGAAUGGAUUCCCCUCCAGGGAUUGGCACAGUGACUGUCUGAUUGGUGAGGGAAGAGGAGAAAAGAGAGCCCUAACAUUAGACUGUUGACUAUACAGAGUUGUCAUGAGCUUGUGCUAUGCAGACUGUUACAAUAAAGAAACAUAUCCUGUUUCUUUUCAAUCUGUUGCUAAUGCCCCAUGUUCAUGCUUGUCACCUUUAAUUAGCUGUCCCAGGACUCCAAAUAAGGGGAAUGAGGUGGCAAGAUUUGCUGAGGCAUUUCAGCUACUUGUUCACUUAAGAUGAUUUCACUGCAGGUGUAGGAAACGGAGGAACUUCAAAGGUGAGUAUGUAUGUUUAUUUUUUUCUUCGCCAUUAAACAUGAUCAAUGUAAUACUUCAAAUUAGAAGGGCCAUCAGCAAAGCGGAAAUAUUGGUGGUGUGAAACGACACAGCCAUCUAUUUAGAUCUCUAACCUAAUGGAUGCACAGUAACCUAUGUCCUGAAGACCAAAGGUUUAGUACUCAGCCAAGGAGUUCCUACACCCACUGCAGCUGUUCGAUUCCUCUGUGUAUUUACUUGGUUAGUUUAAAUGGAAUUCAUGUCCCUCACACAGUGAGCUGUUUUUAACAGCGUAAUGAAGUGUUUACUGCACAGCUCCAUUUCACUGCUCUUUCUAUUAUUUGCCUCCAGUUUAAUAAUUUUGUAUAACCUUUUCAUUUAUUUAUUUUCUCCAAAAUAUUAAAUCAUUUUAAAAGUUUGUCCAAAAAUAUUAACCAAUGCCAUUGUUCUGAAACAAUGUCAGUAGUAGUGUCUUAAAAGUGUGGCACAUGUUUCUUUAGUAGAAAAUGUAUGAUCAGUGAAGGAAAGAGGUUAAUGACUGUGCUCAGUCUAAGGAAUUUGCUAAAGCAAACAGUGUUUUUAUUAGAGGGAAUCUGACAAAAAUAUAUAUUCUUUAUUUUAAAUAGAUUAUUGACAUCUUUGUGUCCCCCCUUUCUAUGGUUAAAAGUUUAAUCCAAUACCUUUUUUUCCAGCGCCGAAUCUCAUCCACCCACUCCACCUCCUGUUUUGUCUAGUCUCCUCUUCAACUUCUCGUCCUAUUCAAUGCUUCUCAUAUUGAAGCAUUGUGGACAAGACAGCACUCUGCAAGUCAAAUGCUUCUUGUAGGGAGGCAUCAGAGGACAUUUAAUGUCCUUAGGCAAUGCCUGAGAACGUGGAACAUCAAAAACACUCUGGAAGCACCAUCUAUUUGCUGUCCGUGUAACAGCGGCCAGAGGUUUGUUUAACCCCGCAAUGUAAGCAUUGCCAUGUCUCUAAAAUGGCAUCGUUAUACAUUGUGGAACCAAAAAACGAGGCUCUGUACACAGACAAUUUCAUUGAGAUUUAAUUUUUCAUUUACACUGGUGAUAAGCAAAAAUAAAAUCAUCCACAGUGAAUCCUAUCUCUGAAUCCCGAUUUAAGGGACAAUAUAGGCACUGCCAGGGGACUCCAGUUACUAUAACCAAUUCAAAGAGAUGAAAUAGUUAUAGUGACUAUAGUGUCACUUUAAAUGUUUACGUCUACUACUCUUUUAAAAUGUAUUUUGCCCAGUUAUUAAUGUUAAACAUAUAGCAUGGAUUUGGCUAGUAACAGGAACAUGUACACAAUAUUAGGGAUGUUAUCUGUUAAAUGUAAAUUGCUGAUUUUGGUUUUCACCUGAGUUCUGUUCUUGUGUAGGUCCUCAUGCUGACACCGCCAGCGGAUGCCAGAACCUGCAGUGCGGUUUUCGGGCCUGCUGCCGAUCUGGUGAAUGAUCCUGUUGUUUUUCAAACUUUCCUCACGCAUCUGAGCAGCCAUUCUUUCAUGCACUUUACCUUUUUAUCUCUCAUGACGUGUUAAGUCUGUUUUGGAGCCCCUUUUGGAGUCUUUCCUUAUGAGCAGCAUACAUUGUUAAUAGAGCAAACUGUCAAAAGUAGUAACAGUUUUCGCUUAAUAAAAACUUCAUUGUCUGAACGGUUUUGUCUGUCUGCGUUUGUAUUGACCUACUCUACUGCACCAUUUCAACCUUCCUAUCAUGUUAUAUCUGGUAAAAGGAGUUGAGAAUAAUUGAGUUUAGAUAAAAUACUUUUUUAGAAGAUACGUCAUGUCUUUUCUGGGAUCACCUUUAAAACAUUGGGAUUGAUAGAACAGCAGGGUUAUUC
Molecule: messenger RNA, 28424 nt
Organism: Pelobates cultripes (western spadefoot toad)
Lineage: Eukaryota; Metazoa; Chordata; Amphibia; Anura; Pelobatidae
Source: the annotation of a GenBank genome assembly